Molecule: messenger RNA, 1961 nt
Organism: Centruroides sculpturatus (bark scorpion)
Lineage: Eukaryota; Metazoa; Arthropoda; Arachnida; Scorpiones; Buthidae
Product: metabotropic glutamate receptor-like
Exons: 5
Coding region: 450-1961 (503 amino acids)
Biological process (GO): regulation of synaptic transmission, glutamatergic; G protein-coupled glutamate receptor signaling pathway
Cellular component (GO): membrane
Molecular function (GO): group II metabotropic glutamate receptor activity
Source: RefSeq, a predicted model, not a curated record
CAGAAAUAGCAACAUUUCCGAAAAUAAGUUCAACAAUCGCUCUCUAAAGAACAAUUACAAUUAUGAUUAAAGUUUAAUUGAUGUUUAUCCCUAUGAAAAAAUAAAUUAUAGGUAGUGCCAUCUCUAAUAUGAACAACUUGACGUCCAUCCUCUGAUCCAUGAAGAUAUCCUGAAACUACCUGAAACCCAUUGUGAUCAAGGGUAUCUAUCACAAUGGUAUCAAUAGACGAAACUCCAACUUUACCAUCAUCCAUAAUCAAUUUGGAUUUGGAGAAUAGAAAUGAUAAAGUUUUCUUCAUUCGAAGAUAUGUCGUUUCCUGUAUGAAUCAAAGAUUUAAUCUUGGUUCCAGAAAAUUCUUAUGUAUGCUUCGAAACUUCCACAGAAAAUGAAAAGCUGGACGGGCGGCUAAAAAGUAUCCAAGUUUAGAUUUUGACAUCAUCAGAUAAUAAUGGAGCUUCAUGUUAUGAUCUCCAGGCUCCUUCUCACCUGUGUCCUUCUGUGUCUCUCGCCUUUCAUUCAUAAAACGUUUGGCAAGAAAGUGCAUGUGCCUGGUGAUAUUAUUAUCGGUGGCCUGGUGCCAAUUCAUCAAAAAUCAUUGAAAAAAGACGGUAAAUGUGGCGAGAUAAACAAGGACAGAGGGAUCCAGAGACUGGAAGCAAUGUUAUUCGCAAUUGAUAAAAUCAACAAUGAUCCUAAUUUGUUAGGUCAUAUCAAAUUAGGUGCCAUAAUCUUAGAUACUUGCGCUAGUGAUAGCUAUGCUCUUAAUCAAUCCAUGGAAUUUAUUAGAGCAUCUGUGAAUACAAUAGAUGCCAGUUCCUUUGAGUGUAAGGAUGGUAGCCAACCAAAAAUGAAAGCGGUAACUAAAGCAAUUACUGGAGUAAUUGGUGGUUCUUAUAGCGAAGUUUCUGUGCAAGUCGCCAAUUUAUUACGAUUAUUUAGGAUACCACAGAUAAGUCCUGCUUCAACGAGUAUAUCGUUAAGUGACAAAACACGUUAUGACUUUUUUGCAAGGACGGUACCACCUGAUAGACAUCAGGCAAAUGUACUUGUAGAUCUAGUACAGAAAUUCAAUUGGUCUUAUGUGUCUCUGGUGGCAUCCGAGGGACAAUACGGAGAUUCUGGAAUGACUGCUUUCACUAAGAAAGCUCGUAAUAAAAAAAUAUGUAUAGCUGUAAGUGAAAAAAUACCACACUCACCCACUGAAGAAUCAUACGAUCACAUAUAUAAAAACUUGCUAUCAAAACCAAAUGCGAGAGGUGUGGUACUUUUUACAAGAGCUGAAGAUGCUAAAGGAAUUUUAAAAGCAGCCAAAAGACACGGUGAAAAUCACUUAAUUUGGAUAGGAAGUGACGGUUGGGGAACACAAGAAAAAUUAAUGGAAGGUCUGGAAGAUGUUGCAGAAGGUGCUAUUACUGUAGAAUUGCAAUCCAAAGAAAUUGAAGAAUUUGAUUGGUAUAUGAAAAACAAAACUGUUUACAAUAACAAAAGAAAUCCAUGGUUCAAAGAAUAUUGGGAAAGUGUGUUUUCUUGUAAGCUUCCUCCUAAUGGUUUAGAAGAAAAAGACACAGAAAACAACACAGAAAAUGUUGUUUGUUCACCUCACUUGAGAUUAGACGAAUCGGUUGGUUAUAAGCAAGAAUCUAAAGUUCAGUUCGUAGUGGACGCUGUAUAUGCAUUUGCUCAUGCUUUGCAUGCUGUAUGGACGAAAUUAUGCAAACCUCGAAACGAAUCAUAUUGCAGUGAAAUGGAAGAAUUAGAUGGAGGAAUUUUAUACAAAGACUAUCUUCUCAAAGUUUCAUUUAUAGACUUAGCAGAAAGCCAAGUAAAAUUUGAUUCAAAUGGUGAUGGUUUGCCGCGUUACAGUAUCUACAAUUAUCAAAGAAAAAAUAAUAGCAAUCAGUUUGAAUANGAAGGUGAAACACUUUACGCUAUUUUCUUUAUCAAACGCUUUUGCUUAUAA